Entrophospora candida is the source of this 1080-nucleotide messenger RNA. The record is from the annotation of a GenBank genome assembly. NCBI's taxonomy places the organism in Eukaryota, Fungi, Glomeromycota, Glomeromycetes, Entrophosporales, Entrophosporaceae.
UCACCGGAAUCAAAGAAAUUUCAAUGUUUGAGAUGGGGGACGUCCAUUAUAGUAAUCCUUCUUUAUCUGGCAUUUCUUACAUAUCUAAUUGUUAACGAUAAACCGUCGAUACAAAUAUCUUAUGAAUAUUUGGACAGACUCAGCAUUCCUGAUAUUGAACUCUGUGGUGAUUACAGUGAUAUCGAAAUAUCUAAAUGCGUUUUCCAUUGGAAUAAUAACGAAAACUCUACUGACGGCUGUAGCUCGGAAAGCAGAAUAUUUGAAUCUGAAAAAGUCACGCUAUUAAAUAAGGACGGGGAGGAGAUUCGGUAUUGCUAUACUCUUCGGACUAAUAGUAGUUAUUUUUUCAGCGAUCCAGGAAAUCCCUCCGAAGGGUUGUCAACAAGAGGCAUUGACUUUUAUUUCAAAAUCCUUAACAUUUCCUCUGUUGUUGAACAUUUUUUGUCCGUGGGAACUAUUACAGGCAGAAUAUUAGAUAAAGAAUACAAGAAUUUAUUAUCAACAAAUCCAGUAAAAAAACGAUUUGAUCAACAAAUGAAUACGUUCGCGGGCAUCCAAAAUGUGUCAACUAUGGUAUUCUUUAAGAAAACCACAUUGUCCACUUUACCUGACGAUGUCUCCACAAUUCUCGGCCUACCUUCUAAUUACCAUAAUACACCUUUCUUUACUACUGUGUCGAAAUACUUUCAAAUGCAUCCAAACGAAAGCUUCCCCUUUACAGGUCACUUUCAUAUUACUCCGGGAAGUUUCCUCCACGAGGUGCAAUCUGAAAAGCGUUCAUAUACGGUUCUUGGUACUCUGGUAGUGGCUGGUGGUAUUUUUGGAUUGAUUGGUGGUAUUUAUAUGUUAUUCUUUGGACAACCAAGAAUGAACCCUUGUGUUGAAUAUUCGGAAAUAGCACACGAAGCAGACUUCAAUAACCUUCCAUUCGUCUCAACAACUAAACAUGACAAAGAACAAAUUCCUACUGUAGAAAGUAGGAUUCUAAAAUUAGAAGAAAUAGUGGGAGAAUAUGUGACUAAAACAUCUGCUCUGCAAGAGCAGAUGAGACUUCAAACGGAUACAAAUGCAGAUAUUUAA